GCUGAACGCUCCAACAGGCGCCAUCGGCCCAUUGGCAUCGGCGUGCAGGGUCUGGCAGAUGCUUUCAUCUUGAUGCGGUACCCCUUUGAAAGCCCUGAGGCCCAGCGCUUGAACCAGCAAAUUUUUGAGACCAUUUAUUAUGGUGCUUUGGAAGCCAGCUGUGAACUUGCCAAGGAGCAAGGGCCGUACGAAACGUAUGAGGGUUCUCCUGUCAGCAAAGGAGUUCUUCAGUAUGACAUGUGGAAUGUCACCCCAUCUGAUCUUUGGGACUGGAAGACUUUAAAGGAGAAGAUCGCUAAAUACGGCGUCAGAAACAGCCUUCUCCUUUCUCCCAUGCCAACUGCUUCUACCGCUCAGAUCUUGGGCAAUAACGAAUCCAUCGAGCCCUACACCAGUAACAUCUACACACGCCGAGUCCUCUCCGGAGAGUUUCAGGUUGUGAAUCCGCACUUGCUGAAAGAUCUCACAGAGAGGGGCCUGUGGAAUGAGGAGAUGAAAAACCAAAUCAUUGCCCACAAUGGCUCUAUCCAGAAUAUCCCUGAGAUUCCUGAGGACUUGAAGCAGCUCUAUAAGACAGUGUGGGAGAUUUCCCAGAAAAAAAAGAUGGCAGCAGACAGAGGAGCGUUCAUUGACCAGAGCCAGUCUCUCAACAUCCACAUCGCAGAACCCAACUACGGCAAACUCACCAGCAUGCACUUCUAUGGGUGGAAGCAGGGUCUGAAGACUGGCAUGUACUACCUAAGGACCAAACCGGCUGCUAACCCCAUCCAGUUCACCCUCAACAAAGAGAAACUCAGAGAGCGGGAGAAGGCCUCCAGGGACGAGGAGAAGGAGAGGAACAAAGCAGCCAUGGUGUGCUCCCUGGAGAACCGGGAUGAGUGUAUAAUGUGCGGCUCCUAAAGGAUCUGCAGCGCCAGCAAAGCCGUUCCGCCUGCCUGGAGUCCUGCUGAGAUAGCAGCAGCUAGUGUAACGUCAGGAGGUAGCGGCUUGCUGGCCCUGUGGCCGGAGGGCGGUCACCAUAGCGUAUCAUAUUCCCCAUCCCGUCAGGGUUGGUGCAGAGGUAUGGAUAGGCUGCAUAAGAAGUUUGUAUUUUGCUUUAGUAGCUGGGCUUCC
Messenger RNA from Pterocles gutturalis (yellow-throated sandgrouse), 1113 nucleotides. Its product is annotated as ribonucleoside-diphosphate reductase large subunit-like. The transcript is spliced from 6 exons. NCBI's taxonomy places the organism in Eukaryota, Metazoa, Chordata, Aves, Pterocliformes, Pteroclidae. The record is from RefSeq and is a predicted model, not a curated record. The annotation marks the transcript as partial. Gene Ontology annotation, biological process: deoxyribonucleotide biosynthetic process. Gene Ontology annotation, cellular component: ribonucleoside-diphosphate reductase complex. Gene Ontology annotation, molecular function: ribonucleoside-diphosphate reductase activity, thioredoxin disulfide as acceptor; ATP binding.